Messenger RNA from Lachancea mirantina, 624 nucleotides. Lineage: Eukaryota; Fungi; Ascomycota; Saccharomycetes; Saccharomycetales; Saccharomycetaceae. The record is from the annotation of a GenBank genome assembly.
AUGAGAUAUCAAGACCUAACUCUUCCUCAACACACUCAUAAACAAGUCUCUAAGAUGAAAAAGACACCGGAGGCUAGGGACUUGGCGAUGACCCAUAGACGACAAGAAGUAUCGCCCUACCUUGGCCACCCUAGGAUUGCUCGUUUUCGAGCUGAUCCCCGGCUGUUGUCGGAAUAUAUACAACUACUUUUCAAUGUCAUAAUAGCGGCCAUUGGAGUCUACGUGAUAGUCGGAUUUAUACGGCUUACAAGCCGCGAUGUAGAUCGCAAAUUACAUCAGAAUACGCUUGAAACCCUUGCACGGAUAGAACGCUGUCGAGCUAACUACGAAAGAAACAGAUGCGAACCGGCUAACAGGGCACCGCGAAUGGAGCAACAGUGUCAGGAAUGGCUACUUUGCCUAAACCAAGACACUCAAGUGGCACACGACUCUUCACAUUCAGCGACAAUAUGGGCUGCGACGCUUGCCGAGAUUAUCGACGUUUUCCUCAAGAACAUCUCAGUCAGAUCGCUGGUGUUUAUGCUUAUCAGUAUAUGUGGAAUUAUCGUGGUGACAAAUGUUGCCUUUGGCAGCUAUAGAGUACAUUAUUACGGCCAUGCAGUCGGUCGAUCUAAAACCGAUUAG